This is a messenger RNA of Pseudoliparis swirei, 2884 nucleotides long. It is a transcript of the gene dgkab, whose product is annotated as diacylglycerol kinase, alpha b. Lineage: Eukaryota; Metazoa; Chordata; Actinopteri; Perciformes; Liparidae. The record is from RefSeq and is a predicted model, not a curated record. The transcript is spliced from 25 exons. Gene Ontology annotation, cellular component: plasma membrane. Gene Ontology annotation, molecular function: calcium ion binding; ATP-dependent diacylglycerol kinase activity. The coding region runs from base 127 to 2364 and encodes 745 amino acids. Gene Ontology annotation, biological process: diacylglycerol metabolic process; intracellular signal transduction; lipid phosphorylation.
UUUCCCCACGAGCGCCAGCUGCCGUCAACUUGCAUAUCAAAGUUCGUGUUGUGAAGCUCCGAGUUUGGGACGCUUUUGAUUUAGCUCUGCUGAGGUCCGAGGUGAACAUAAUUACGCUCUGUCAACAUGGCCUCGUCUGACGACACAGAAGGGUCUCUGACUCCCGUGGAAUUAAUCCAGCUGGAGCAUUAUAUGGAAUACAGCAGUCUUCGGGUGAAAGAUGUGAUUAAGGAGUUUCAACCUGGUGGUCGGCUGGUCCAGCACAGCCUUGGAGAGUAUGUGGAUGCAGAGGGGUUCUGUCUUUUUCUCAAGACCUACCUAGAGGUGGAUGACUUCCCUGCAGAUUUCUGCCAACGUCUUUUUCACUAUUUUCAACAUGUGGAGCAUGUUGCGUCCAGCAAGAGCCCUCUGCCCAGAGGAGGUGGGGUCUUUCUUCGCGAUGUGUCCUGUUACUUCUCAGUGCUGGAGAAAGGACUGCCACGCGACAAGCUCAAAUUUUCCUUCAAACUUUAUGAUAAAGACUGCAACAAAUUCCUGGACAGCUCUGAGGUGAAUCGUAUAAUCACCCAGAUGAUGCGAGCUGCUGAUUACCUUGGCUGGGACGUCUCUGAACUAAGACCAUUGCUCAAAGACAUGAUGACAGCAAUCGAUGUGGAUGGCAGUGGGACUGUCACUCUAGAGGAAUGGGUGAAGGGAGGCAUGAACAAUGUGCCUUUAAUUGUUCUGCUCGGACUAAAGAUGACAGAGAGAGAUGGACAGCAUAUUUGGAGGAUGAAGCACUUUAACAAGCCGACAUACUGCAACGUGUGUCAGAGCAUGCUGCUCGGCCUUGGGAAGCAGGGACUCUGCUGCACCUGUUGCAAGUACACUGUUCACAGUCGUUGUGCCAACAAGAAUCCUGAACCCUGUGCGCGUACCUUUGGUAGACCUAGAAAGGAGAUUGAUUGUCACAGCCACAACUCACAACUUGUAAAGGAUCACAACAGUGAACUGGCCAAGUUUCGUCAGCUGCUUCCAGAGAUAGCAGUUCACGACUGGAUCAGAGCCGAUUGUAAGUCCACCAAAUGUCAGGUCUGCCACAAGAAAAUCAAGACCUUAGUGGGGAGGCGGUGUGUGUGGUGCCAGGAGAUGCGUCACAGUGAGUGUAUUUCCUCUGGCUUAUCGUCCUGUGAUUGUGGGCCACUAAAAGAUCAUAUACUGCCUCCAUGGGCCAUAUACGCUGUCUCAAAGGAGGAAGACACCAGCUUGUUAAACGUCACCUCUGAUGGCCACAUCCUGCAGAUUGUUUCAAUUCAAGACACCCACCCUCUGCUGGUGUUUGUGAACCCAAAAAGUGGAGGAAAGCAGGGUGAACGAGUGCUCAGGAAGUUUCAGUACCUGCUGAACCCACGUCAAGUGUACAACCUUUCCAAUGGAGGUCCUGCGGCAGGACUCCACUUCUUCCGCAAUCUGCGUGAGUUCAGGAUCUUGGCGUGUGGAGGAGACGGUACCGUUGGGUGGCUCCUGGAUGCUAUAGACAAAGAAGACCUGAAGGUGGGUCCUUCAAUUGCUAUCCUGCCUCUGGGCACUGGGAAUGACCUAGCUCGCUGUCUACGCUGGGGAGGAGGCUACGAUGGGUCAGACUUGAGAGAGAUCCUGAAGGAGAUCGAAGCUAGUGAGGGGGUUUUGAUGGACCGCUGGAGCAUCCAGGUGGUACCAAACGACCCCCAAGAGGCUGGGGACCCUGUGCCCAACGAGAUCAUUAACAACUACUUCUCUGUUGGAGUGGAUGCCUCCAUCGCUCAUCGUUUCCACACCAUGAGAGAGAAACACCCCCAGAAGUUCAACAGCAGAAUUAAAAACAAACUUUGGUAUUUUGAGUUUGCCACCUCUGAAACCCUAUCUGCAUCUUGCAAGAGGCUGAAGAAGUGUCUCACGGUUGAGUGCUGUGGAAGAACUCUGGACCUGAGCAGCAUGUCUCUUGAGAGCAUAGCUGUCCUCAACAUACCCAGCAUGCACGGAGGCUCCAACCUAUGGGGCGAGUCGAAGAAGUCUCAUAGCGGGUCAGUGGUGGGGCCCAGUGAAGUUAUCACUGACCAUGAACUUCUUAAAACUAUCUCUCAAGAUAUGAGUGAUAAGCGCUUGGAGGUGGUGGGGCUGGAAGGAGUCAUAGAGAUGGGACAGAUCUACAGUGGACUGAAGAACGCUGGGCACAGACUCGCUCAGACUUCUCAAAUUACCAUCAGGACAAUUAAAGCCCUGCCAAUGCAAAUCGAUGGGGAGCCAUGGAUGCAGCCUCCAUGUACUAUUCACAUAACUCACAAGAACCAAGUUAACAUGCUGAUGGCUGCACCAACAAAACCAACCGGCUUCUUUCACCUCUAGUAGAUCAACGCUUCCACUACACCCUCCAGUCUGCAGGAUGAAAGAGAGAUGUCCGUUUGAGUCCGUUUCUUUUAUUCAGUAUUAAUGUGUAUGUCCUUUGCACUUAAUCCAUGAUAUAAUUCAACAUAUUUUUAAAGUACAGACAUCUUGCAUGGCAGAGACUACAGUGACAGACCAAAUCUGAAGGGGACAUUUCACGACAGUCUGAAUGUUGUUAUUGUGUGCCAACAGAAAUGUAAUAUAUGCGUUUUGUAAAUUAAAUAUCAGAGCAUGUUGUGCAUGGAUAAGGAAUAUAUUUGCAUGUUAUGUUGUGAUUGUGUUAUGGUUAAUCACAUUGUUUGUUGUUUGUUUGUCAGCAGCUCAUGUGUUCAACGACACUAUCCUACCCAUCUGUUCUGUGUCUUUCCCUGUCAGUGUUCAUCCACCUGAAAGAAAAAUAUAUAUUGUCAUUAUUUCAGUUUAAAUCAAUGAUGUGAGAAACAUGUCACUGAAUGGAGUUUUAUAAAGAUUAUCUCUACAA